This is a messenger RNA of Linum tenue, 1497 nucleotides long. The record is from the annotation of a GenBank genome assembly. Lineage: Eukaryota; Viridiplantae; Streptophyta; Magnoliopsida; Malpighiales; Linaceae.
AUGGGAUCCAACGAUGAGAAAAAGAGUUUGCUGAGGCCUCAUGCGAUCUGCAUCCCAUACCCGGCCCAGAGCCACAUCAAGGCGAGCCUCAAGCUCGCCAAGAUACUCCACCACAGGGGAUUCUUCAUCACAUUCGUCAACACCGAGUUCAACCACAACCGCUUCCUCAACACCAAGGGCCCCCGAGCCCUCGAUGGCCUCCCGGACUUCCGGUUCACCACCAUCCCCGACGGCCUCCCACCGUCGGACCCCGGCUCAACCCAGGACGUGGCCGGGAUGUGCGACUCCAUCAUGAGGUACAUGUUGACGCCGUUCAGGGCUCUCGUCGCGAGGCUGAACGAUCCGGAGGUCGUGAACGGUGACCCGCCGGUGAGCUGCAUAGUGGCGGAUGGGUUGCUGGUUUUUGCGUUGGACGUGGCACGUGAGGUUGGGGUCCCGUCCGUGAGCUACUGGACGUUCCCUGCUUGUGGUUUCAUGGGGUUUAAGCAGUACCGCCCUCUCCGUGACCAAGGCGUUACUCCCUUCAAAGUGAUUUUGUUUUAUGUUGGUGCAGAUGAUAGCUACUUGACGAAUGGAUACCUGAACACACCCAUAGAAGUACCCGGAAUGACGAACAUGCGGCUAAAGGAUCUGCCCAGCUUCAUCCGCACAACCGAUCCCAACGAGCCCAUCUUCCACAACCUAAUGGAAGGAGCCGAGGCAGUCCCCAAAGCCUCCGCUCUCCUCCUCCACACAUACCAAGCCCUCGAAUCUCCCGUCCUCGCGGCCAUCAACUCCAUGUACCCGAACCGCGUCUACUCGGUCGGACCGAUGCAGCUCCUCCUCAACCAAAUCCAACCGACCCACCCGGCCACCGCCCUCGACUCCAUCGGAUACAGCUUGUGGAGCGAGGAGGCAGAGUGCCUCCGCUGGCUCGACACCAAAGCCACGAAUUCCGUCAUCUACGUCAGCUUCGGCAGCAUCACGACGAUGUCGAGGGAUCACCUGAUCGAAUUCGCGAUGGGUUUGGUCGACAGCGAUGUCUCCUUUCUCUGGGUUAUCCGGCCCGACCUCGUUCUGGGCGAAUCGGCGGCUCUUCCGAAGGAAUUCGGGCUAAAGGUGGAGGACCGGUUCGGGUUUAUAUCCGGGUGGUGCCCGCAGGAGGAAGUGUUGAACCAUCCCGCGGUUGGAGGGUUUAUCACCCACUGCGGUUGGGGUUCGAUGAUUGAGAGCUUGACCGCGGGUGUCCCUGUGCUGUGCUGGCCAUUCUUUAGCGACCAGGUGACGAAUUGCCGGUUCGCGUGCGUAGAAUGGGAGGUCGGAAUUGAGAUUGAGCAGGAUGUGAAGAGGGAAAUGGUGGAGGAGAUGGUUAGAGAGCUUAUCAAUGGAGAGAAGGGGGCGAGGUUGAGGAAGAAGGCGGGAGAUUGGGCAAAAUUGGCUCGGGAAGCUACGGGUCCUGGUGGGUCGUCCACUGUGGGUUUGGAUCGGUUGGUUAAUGAAGUUCUUUUGAGGAAGUGA